AGUGUCAAUCAAUCUCUCAGUCACGAGAGAGGAAGUGACUGUAAAUACGCAGUAGUGGCUUUUGACGUUUUUAUUUACAAUCUUUUUGUAAAUAUAGGUUUAGACACGGGAUGAAUCGUCAAAAAAUAACCUCUGCCGCAUUGGUCGGUAUUAAAGAAACUUCCAGAUAGCUGCAUAUGGAGCCACGUUUCGAUACAAUCUUGAGUGAGCUUUUUGUGAACUGAAAACCAAGACACGAAAAUCACCAGACGAGGGUUUUUCGUGUAUUCUGCUUUCUGCUCAUGUAGUGGUCAUAUAAUGCUUAGUCAUAAUUUAAACAUGUUUUGACGAGGUCUGUUAAUUGGGUUUCGGCUCGUGGGAGCAACGUAUUUCAAGAUACAGUAACUGUAUGAUAGCAGCCAAGCCGAUAUGUUGAACCAGUCAGACAAAUCGGACUGUGCCGUAAAACGCGUUCUAGAAGUUCUGCUUGUGUCAGACAAGGAGCUCUGUAAAAAUGUUCAGGACACGAUAAAGGCUAAGGCUGAGAAGAGCUGCUCAUGGCUUUGCUGUUUAAGUGCCAACGGAAGUCUGCAGAUAACGACAAUUGCGAACAGCAGCAGAACGUAUGAGAGAACAGUUGAAGAAGAGGAGUGCGUCGACUUUGUGUGGGAGGAUCCAGCUGUGCCAUGUGUGGAUGGAGGCAGGCCGAGGCUCCUGGCUCUGGACUCCAGCAAAGGCCUGAGACUUUACAAACUGGAGGCAGCGGAGGCUGAGGAAGUGGACACGGUCACCUGUGUCGGCACCUGUACCGCAGAAAACCUGCUGCAGCUGGUGAUAGGCGAAGAUCUGAGUGUGUCCCAGUGCAUGUCUUUGAUUCUACUGUGGUUUGGGAAUGGGAGGAGCUUUGUGCUUCUGAAUAGCUGCAUUCUGGUGCAGCUUGUCUGGGAUGAUAGAGGUGCAUCUCCACAGGUCCUGGGCUGCCACAUCUUGGGCCUCCCUCAACAAGCUCUGGACAACAUCACUGACUGCCAGAUCUGCAGGGGCACCCUCUUUCUUUUAGCCAACACUGGCCAUAUAUAUAUCUUCGACAUGAAUGAAGGCAGACAUCUGGCUAGUGUGGAUUUGCCCCUGUACAAUUUAGCUAUAUCCGGAGAAAAUGACUCUGUGCCCCGUCUGUCUUCUUUCAGCCUGUUUCAGGUGUCGCAGGACUUGGCCACUGUUGUGGCUGUUACAUGCUUUAACUCUGCAAUAUGUGUUGAUUUGAACAACUAUUUCAGGAGGUAUCCUGAGCACAUGCUGUGCUGCCAGUCCCCCGUUUGCCCACCACUCAGGCCUGCGGGGGCAUUGGACCAGGACUGCCUGUCCAGUGCAGCCUACAGCCAAACACUGCUGGGAGGCUCCUUUCACGUAGACCGUUCCUGGGAAGCUCGUUUGUCUUUACUGUACAACAAAGCAAGGGCGUCUACACAUCAAUACGAAGCUGGAACUCCUUGGUACCAUGCGCUUCCUCAGGUAGAGGGCAAACGAACAGCAGAAGUUCCAUGUGCAGCUUCUCCCUUGGUUUGGGGAGCUAGGCUGCGUAACACAGAGCACAGCCAGGCAGAGUCAAGCCCAGCAGUAAAGGAGGGCGUGAUGAAAUUUCAGUUGCAUGGGGAGAGCCUGGCUCCAGCCUCUCUGGCAGUUUCUGAGUUUUCUGCAGUUCUGACCUUUGUCCUCCCUCGAAGCGAAGAAGCCCUCACUGUGUUUUGGGAUCUUCAGAACCAGGAAGUGAUCUAUCGCCAUUCUAGCAGACUCUGCAUGCCUGUACAACACUGUGGAGAGGAGCAGCUCUGCCUGUUUCUGAAAGCUGUUGGCCUGUCCCUGCUGCUGUUUGGAGUGACUCAGGAGGAGCUGCUGAACAGGCUGAUGGUGUAUGGCAGUGCGGGUACUGUGGACUCACUCUGCCACCUCAAUGGCUGGAGUCGCUGUUCCAUUCCCAUCCAUGCCCUGAAGGCUGGCCUGAAGAAUCACCAACUGGAUACAGUCGACUUUUUCCUCAAAAGCAAAGAAAAUAUUCUUUGUCCACCUGCGAGUUAUACUUUACCAGAACAAUCUGUGAUCAUUCCAACUCAUUCCCAGUUGAAAAAUGUGGAGGAUCUUUGUCCAGCACUUGAUCUCCUGUGCUCUGCCAUCAAAGAGACCCACUCAGAAGCCCAGAGCAAGCAGUUCUCAGAGCAGCUGCUCAACAUCACCAUGACAUUCCUUAACAAGCAAGUCAGGGAAAUUCUCUGUAGUACAGAUGAGCUGGAUGAUUGUCUUCAGAAGUGUGUGGAUAUUCUGAACAAGUACAUAUCUGAGCUGCGCAUCUUCAUGAAGAAAUUUCCUUGGACUACUGCUGUGGGGACUUCAACCCUCAGCUCUGACCACACAGAAGGGAGUGGUAUUGGUCUCUGGCAGAACUGGCACAGACUGUCCACAGAAGAUGUCGUUCAAAGUGCUAUCUUGAACAAUGAUAUCCCUCAGGCCCAAGCCUUUUUCAGAUCUGUGCAGAAUCCAGCGGAGAGGCUGGAGGACCUGCUGAACAUGGGGCUACUCUGUGCUUUGCGCUGCCUGUCCGGGAAAGACCUGUGCCAGGCUACAGCGCUCCUGAGGAACAUGGGUUUCAAUGUGAAGGAACAGUUGCACACCAUAUGCCUCUAUACAGAUGACAAGGACUUGAGGGACUUUGUGGUGGAAGAAUUACAGAAGCAACACUAUUUACCAGAUAAGGAACAGAGAAUGGUGAAAUUUAUUAAACAGGUCGAAAGCUUGUGUUCAUUGCCAGCUACCAGAUGCAAAAAGAGCCAGUCAAGGAGAAGGAAGAAAACCAACAUUGAAAAUAGUCAUUUAUUUUCCCCCUACCUAGCUUUAGAUUCCUGUGACUCUGCUGUGCUGUGGAGGUACCUUACCUCUCUCCAUGACUGGCCAAGGAUCUCCCAGUGGAUUCAGAGCCUCCACUUCGUGAAUGGAAAGCCUUCCCAGCCCACGCAGUGGCCAGUCCUCACAGCAGACACUGUCGAUCGCUCCACUCUGUGCAGCAGCUACAUGAAGAACGAAAUACUGGACCUGCUGGCAAGGGGAGGGGUGUUCAUUCAGUCUGAGUUAUCAGACUUUGAGCAGGUGCUCUGGAGGCUCAGCCAGGCAGGGGGUGUCAUGCAACAGAGCCCCCCAGUGCCACAAUACCAAUCUCUGGGUGGCCCAGACUUCCACACCCGAUUUGUGCUCUACUGCCUGGAGAACGACCUCAAAUACCUGCUCUAUGUCUAUCUGGAGCAUUAUGACUUAAAUCCAAGAAACUGUGCUGUCCUGGCUGACAAGAGCUUAUAUGAAAUUCAUCCAUGGUUCGAAAUGCUUGUGAAGAUGCAAGAAAUUCCUAGAAACCCAACAGAUCCUAGUGUCAUUUUCCAGUCCAGCCUGACCAACGCUCAGAUCCUGUUUCCCAGCAGUCAGGCCAGUGUAAGCAGCAUGUUAUUGGAGGGCCACAGCCUGCUGGCACUCUCCACCAUCAUGUUUGCACCUGGGGGGUUUGACCAGGUUGUCAGUCAGACAGGGGAGGGAGACGAUUCCCUGUGGAAAGUGGACCUCCAGCUGCUGAAAAUGGCCCUGAGCCCUUAUCCUAAGCUCAAGUCUGCGCUGUUUCCUCAGACCAGUUCCCGGGGGGCCCCCCCUUCUGACAUCUCCAUCUACCACCUCUUACAGUCUUUGCACCCUUUAGAUCCUUCAAGGCUGUUUGGAUGGCAGUCGGCCAACACGCUGGCCACUGUUGACGCAUCAGCUGAGCUGCCUCACUUCUCCAGCCCCCACAUUGUUAACAAGUAUGCUGUGAUUGAAAGCUUGGAUUUCCUGUACUACCUGCGUCACGGUCGCCCGUCAUUUGCCUUUGGGACUUUUCUUGUACAGCAGUCGUCAAAUACCACUUUUUUCAGGGAACAGAUCAUUCUUGCAAUUGACCAGGCCUAUAUUCUGGGACUGCUGCACUUUGAUGUCCCAUCUGUCACAGCUGCUUGUGUUGGAUUUUGUGAAUUAUUGGGUGUCAGUAGCCUGAAGCUUCGGGUUGAUUUCAAAAUCUUAAACCUGAUCUUGAAGCAUUGGACUGGGAGCUCAGAAGAAAGCAAAAAUGCGUCGCUGAGAGAGUUGUUGGCUGUGUCGUGUCUUCCCUGCAGAUCCUCUUAUGAAGCAGGUCAGGAGUGGUCCCUGGUGGUGCAGUUUUCUCAGCUGCACAAGCUCCCUCUUACCUCUGUGUACCUGCAGGCCUGCGCCACAGACAACCAGUGGCUGCAUUUCCUCAUCUUCUCUCAACUGCACAGCUACCCUCCAGAGCAGGUGCGGGCUUUGACAGCACAGUUCAGCCCAGAACUGCAGGCUCACCUCUCCCUGGCCUUUGAGAAUCUGCAGCUGGUAUCCCAGAGGGAGGACAACAGAGACCAGACCCCCACCGAACAGGCCAUUCUAAAAAGUGAGGCACAGCCUCCCAGGGAGCUCUUCCAGGUGCUGUUACAGAGCCAGGACAAGCCCAGUGCAUGGCGAUACCUACUGUCUGAAGCAAUGCACCAGCACUGUCCUGUUCUCACUGUCAUUGCAGCCUGCAUUGAGGAUGUCAGUUUACUCCAGUGCCUCUGCGUUUGGGUUUUAACCUCUGUGGAUGAUGACAUCAUUGCAGAAGCCACAGGUCACAUAAACGAGUGUCUAAAGCAGCAUGAGUGGAACCUCCAUGACCUGUCAAUCAUAUGGAAGACUCUCUUGAAAAGACAAAAUGCAAAACCCCUUUUAAGAGGCUUUCAGUUGUUUCAGAAGGACUGUCCUCUGAUCUACAUGUUGCAGAUGUAUGAAUUCUGCUGGGAGUACAAGAAUUAUGAUGAAGCAAAGAACAGACUGCUUGACUUCCAGAAAUGUCUGAUGAAUCUGAAGACCAGCACUGCCACGACUUCUCCUGUCAUCCCAGUGCAGUGGGCUGAAUCGCAGGCCUCCUCUCUCCUUCACAUCAUGAUUCUGCAGUGUGCCACACAGUAUGAGCUGAGGAAGUUACUGCAGCUGCUGGCGGACAUGGAGAGAUUUCUCAGGUCAAAUGGCCCAGACUUUAAGAAGCUUAGCCUCCUCAGUCAAAUCCUACAGGACACCCCUGUGUCCAUCAGCCACUCACUCCUGGAAGCGUAUUCUGGGGAAACUCUGCAGAGGGAGUGUUUGCAGAUCAUGGAGGAGCUGCAGCGAGAAGGUCUUUUCUCCUCAGCAAGACAGGUGGCUCAGUUAGCUGACCUGCCUACAGGCAGACUGGCAAUUUGUGAAGUAUUACAGGACCUACAGAAUUUGAAAACCAAGAGACAGUGGGAGAGGAAAGAAAUGAGAAUCGCUUUCUGGAAGAAGUGCCAUGACCGAUUCAAGAGCAAUGCCAUUAGCAACAAGGAGGUCUCCGAGUUCUUUCUGUCCCAGGCUGAAGCCACUGUGCCUCUGCAGGAAGGUGCAGCUGAGGCUGAAUUGCAUUGUAUCCAGGAGACGUGCCUCCUGCUGACCAUGGCAGGACACUGGCUCUGCAGGGAAGAUCCCUCACCUGUCCCUCAGUUGGAAGAGAUGGAGAAGAGGAUUUGGAUAUGCCGGAUCCGCCAGCAAGCUGUGUUGACUGCUAUGGAGAAGGAAAGCAUGUUUUUUCUUCCAGUUUUGAAUGCAAGUGAUAAUCCAUUUGAAGACCUAAUCAAGGAAUUCUCCUUUUCCAAACUGGCAGCCCUAAACAGACCUGAGUAUUUACAGCUAGACGGUCUCCCCUCUGAUAAAAGCUGCAGGACUAGUUUAGAGAGCACUGAGCUAGAAGCUCUGAGUGCUCUAGUUGGCCAGCUGCUGGAUGAGGGUAAUAUUAAUGAAGCCAGUCGCAUCUGCCGCUACUUUAAUUUCUACCACAGAGACGUGGUGCUGGUUCUGCACUGUAGGAGUCUGGCAUCGGGCGAAGUGAGCGCAUCUGAUCUGCAGCCUGGGGUUCAGACCAUUCUUACAGCUGGGAUAUCCGUGGGUUCAGAAGGCCCCUCAAAGAGACCAUCCUUUCCCAGCACUGGCAGUCUGGGGGGCCAGUCCUCCUUUGUGGGGGACCCACCACCAGAAGACCAAGUUGUGAUCGAUCUGAAAGUACUGGCUGAUGAGUGUUACCACGGGAAGAACUACUGCAAACAGGUCCUCAGCCUGUAUGAGCUCUCCAAGGAGCUGAAGUGUCCCUACAGUGAGAUCUCUGCUGAGGAGUCAGAAGUUGUACUGUGUAAGGUGCUGUUGUCACAGCAGCCAGAUCGCUACAAGAAAGCCAAGGCCUUCAUCACUGUCCAGAGGAUGCAGGCCGAGACUGUAGCAGAGCUCGUGUCCAGGGAAGUGGUACAGGGCUUACUAGCAGAUACACAGGAGAGUGAACCAGUUGGAAAGCAGAUUUACAAUCCCAGUGAUGGCAAGGAGGCAUUCCUGCAGCUAGCAAAGCUCUGUGGGGACCCGAAUAUUGUGGGAACCAAGCUGCUGGAUAAAAUCUCCUCCGUUCCCCCUGGGGAGCUUGGCUGCAUUGUUGAGCUCCUGAUCCUGGCUCAUGACUGCUUCAGCCUCACCUGCCACAUGGAGGGCAUCGUGAGGGUGCUCCAGGCUGCCCGGCACCUCAGCCACACACACCUGGCCCACAGCGAGAGAUACAGCCUUCUGGUUCGCCUGCUCACUGGUGUUGGCAGAUACAACGACAUGACUUAUGUCUUCGACCUGCUUAACCAGAACCAUCGUUUUGAAAUGCUCCUCAGGAAAAAAGUGCAGUCGAAUUCCACACUAAAGACGGCUUUGUUGGACUACAUCAAGCGCUGUCACCCUGGCGACAGUGAAAAGCACAACAUGGUGGCGCUGUGUUUCAGCAUGUGUCGGGAGAUCGGGGAGAACCACGAGGGUGCUGCCCGCACCCAGCUCAAGCUGAUCGAGUCCCAGCCCUGGGCAGUGACGCCAGAGCUGAAGAAUUCUUUGAAGAAAGUGUUAACACUUUUAAAGGAUGCUGCAGAAAGUUUCUCUAAGGACUCCUGUGUGCGUCAAGGCAUGCGUUGUGUGAAGCUGGCCAAGCUCGUUGCCCUGCAGCUUCAUUUCCUUAAUCACGGUCAGGAGCACCGAGUCAUCAACUUGCCCAAGACGGACCUGCUGGAUGCCAUCAUUUCCCUGCCACGCUUCUACCAGUCUUUUGUUGUAGCAGAAGCAUAUGAUUUCAUUCCUGACUGGGCUGAAGUCCUCUAUCAGAAAGUCAUUGUCAAAGGGGAUUUUGCCUACCUAGAGGAAUUCAAGCAACAGAGACUUCUGCAAGCCAGCCUGUUUGAAGAAAUAUCCAAAAAAUUCAAGCACAGCAAACCACCUGCCAACGCGAAUCAGAAUUUAAAGAAGUUGCUGAAGUACUGCGAAGACGUGUAUAUGUGUUACAAGCUUGCGUAUGAACAUGGGUUUUUUGAUAUUGCUAACAUGCUUUUGCAAGAUACAAAAACUAGCUGUUAUCUUAAUGACCGACUUGCAAGCUGAAUAAAAAGAGAAUAUGAGGUAACAUCCAUUCACUGGAAAAAAGUCAUCUCAUCAAAUGUAUAUAAGGAAUCCAAAAGUUAAAUCUUUAAGAAUAAAUGCAUCUAAACAACA
This is a messenger RNA of Lepisosteus oculatus (spotted gar), 7611 nucleotides long. Lineage: Eukaryota; Metazoa; Chordata; Actinopteri; Semionotiformes; Lepisosteidae. The record is from RefSeq and is a predicted model, not a curated record.